CCCUUGAGUGGGUUUAGUGUCGUCCGAACUAUUUCCUACGGUGGACAUAUAAAAGUUGCAAAAACAAUUAUUCAUAAAAAUGGCCAGUCCAACGCGAAGUCUCCACAAAGUACUCGUCUCCCAUCCGCAUGUACCCAAAGUAGCCUUGGAGCUGCUCCAACAACGCGGAUGUGAAACAAUAGUGUGUGAGAGUGUUCCGCCGUCGCGUGCCGAAAUAAUAGGCAAAUUGCCCGGAGUGGAUGCUAUUUUCUGGGCGCACUACCAACCGCUCAAUGGCGAGAUACUCGACGCCGCGGGCAAGCAAUUGAAAGCGGUUUCCACCAUGUCGUCGGGCAUUGAUUACGUCGAUAUUGCGGAAUUCAAGCGUCGUCAAAUGCCAUUGGGGCACACUCCAGGCAUAGUGAAGAACUCAGUGGCAGAUUUGACCGUAGGAUUGAUGAUAUCUGCCGGCAGGCAUUUCCAAGCCGGACGACAGGAGAUUGAGAAUUCUCUUUGGCGUACGGAGCGCAUCAACCGGCUGAUGGGUCAGGAGGUGCGCGGCUCUGUGGUGGGCUUUUUCGGCUUUGGCGGUAUAGGUCAGGCUAUUGCGAAGCGUUUGCAGGGUUGGGAGGCAGCCAAAAUCAUAUACCACACACGUUCGACGCACGAAAAUCCCUAUGGCGCCAUUCAUGUGCCUUUCGAGCAGCUACUGCGCGAAAGUGAUUUUCUUGUGGUCACUUGCCCAUUGACGGCGGAGACGCGCGGAAAAUUCAAUGCUGACGCUUUUAAGCAAAUGAAGUCGAAUUGUGUUUUCGUGAAUGUAGGCAGAGGAGGCAUCGUUGUUCAAUCAGCUCUCGUUGACGCUUUGAAAAAUGGUGAAAUUGCUGCUGCAGGCUUAGACGUAAUGACACCAGAACCACUUCCUGCAGAUGAUCCUCUUAUGAAGCUGCCAAAUUGUGUCGUCAUUCCACAUUUGGGCACCCAGACAAUGCAGACGACUUCUGAAAUGGCACUGACAGCUGCGAAUAACAUACUAAAUGCAUUUGAGGGUAAACCGAUGGUUUGUCCCGCCUACUAAAUGCACUUAAAUAUUAUUAUGUACAUAUGUCUGUGUGUAUAUACUUGUUCGCAUUUAUUGUUGUUUCAUAUUUUAAAUAAAAAUUGAAGAAACUUA
Messenger RNA from Bactrocera dorsalis (oriental fruit fly), 1153 nucleotides. Its product is annotated as glyoxylate reductase/hydroxypyruvate reductase. NCBI's taxonomy places the organism in Eukaryota, Metazoa, Arthropoda, Insecta, Diptera, Tephritidae. The transcript has 4 exons. The coding region runs from base 80 to 1057 and encodes 325 amino acids. The record is from RefSeq and is a predicted model, not a curated record. Gene Ontology annotation, cellular component: cytosol. Gene Ontology annotation, molecular function: hydroxypyruvate reductase (NADH) activity; NAD binding; glyoxylate reductase (NADPH) activity.